Molecule: messenger RNA, 1185 nt
Organism: Diospyros lotus (date-plum)
Lineage: Eukaryota; Viridiplantae; Streptophyta; Magnoliopsida; Ericales; Ebenaceae
Exons: 5
Coding region: 60-908 (282 amino acids)
Molecular function (GO): protein binding
Source: RefSeq, a predicted model, not a curated record
AGAUUUGUGUUCUGUGAGAGAGAGAGAGGGUGGGAAGGGGAGGAGAAGAGGGCUCGAAAAUGGUGGCGAUCGAACCGUGUGCAGAGGAGAGCCGAGUUGACGUCGCUCCCACACCGAAGGAAGAGCAGCCAACAGGUGCUGUAAGAACAGAAGCGGCAGAGCAGAGUUCGAGAGAGGUUGCGGAAUCGGCGGCGGAGGACGCUUCGGAAGGCUUCGAGACCGCCAGCGAAAGCGAGUUUAACGGCGGGGGCGAUGAUAAUGACGACGAAUACCGACAUCAAUUACAGCAACAGAAACAACAAUCUGUGCCUCCAAAAGAUGACUCUCUUGAAGCUACCUCCAACGAUGACGAAUUGAGACAGAAAGCCCUGGCAGAAGCAAAUGAAGCAAAAAUGGAAGGUAAUAAACUCUUUGGAGGUGGGCAAUAUGAAGAGGCAUUGUCACAUUAUGAGGCUGCUUUAAGAGUUGCACCGGACAUACCCAACAUACCUUCAUCCCUUGAAUUACGUUCAAUAUGCCAUGCAAACCGAGGAUUAUGUUUCUUAAAACUGGUAAAAUAUGAAGACUCAAUUAAGGAAUGCACAAAAGCAUUGGAACUAAAUCCUAAUUAUGUGAAAGCACUACUUAGAAGGGGAGAGGCUCAUGAAAAGCUUGAACAUUAUGAAGAAGCUAUUGCUGAUUUGAAAAAAAUCUUGGAAUUGGAUCAAUCAGAUGUUCAAGCUAGGAGAACCAUUCAGCGUUUGGAGCCAUUGGCUGAAGAAAAGCGUGAACGGAUGAAACAAGAAAUGAUUGAUAAGCUAAAAGAUAUGGGCAACUCCAUUCUGGGACGAUUUGGGAUGAGCGUUGACAACUUCAAAGCUGUCAAAGAUCCAAAUACUGGUUCCUAUUCAAUUUCAUUUCAACGCUAACUAUGGCUGGUCGUCCCCAUCUCACACAUUCUUGUCAUUACUCAAAAACACUAUAGGGAUGCCAACAAUGGGGUAUAGUUCGUAGUCAUCUUGAUGCAAAUCUUGUCAGGCAUUGGAAAACGGUAAAAUGAAUGCGGAUGCCCUUGAUGAGUUUCAGAGGGUGAAGUGCUUGUAACUGCACAAAGUAUAUUAGUAACUCCAGACUGGUUUUGGUGCUCUGCAUGCAUUGCUUACAUGGUUAAUGAACUGAGGAAAUGCCUAGUUGUGUCCCAUGAAA